GCUGAGGGGGCCGCAGGUGCCUCGGCCAGCAGGGCUGCGGGUGUCAGGCGCCCGCUGGUUCGUGCUGGGUGGCUGCGGGGGGCGGGAGAGCGGCGGAGCGCGCCCCGCCCGCGGGCGGCCCAACGGCGGCCCCGGCCAUGGAGCGGCUGCGGGCGGAGGCGGCGGCGCUGGACGAGUACGCGGAGUACCGCAGAAUUGUAGGUGAUGAUGAUGGAGGAAAAAUCUUUACUCCUGAGGAAUAUGAGGAGUACAAAAGAAAAGUGUUACCCAUUCGGUUACAAAACAGGUUGUAUGUGAGCUGGAGAUCACCAACUGGCAUGGACUGUAAGCUUGUUGGACCAGAGACACUGUGCUUUUGUACUCACCGGUAUAAACAACACAAAACGGACUACGAAGUGAUUCCCAAGGACCGUCCUAUUUGUGUGCCGUGUCGAGUGAGCCGCUGUCAGUGCCAGUCCUAUCACUACGUUCCUCUAAAUGGCACACAGCCCAUCCGCUGUAGAUGCAAACACUUUGCUGAUCAGCACAGUGCAGCACCUGGAUUUUCAUGUAAUUCUUGUUCCAAGUGUUCUGGAUUUCACAGUUGCUUUACCUGUGGAUGUGGUCAGCCAACAUACGCACAUGAAACCGUUGUGGAAACUAAACAGGAGAGGUUAGCCCAAGGAAAGCCUGUGGGGCAGGACGUUCCUUACGCUGCUAUGGGAGGACUGACUGGUUUUAGCUCACUAGCAGAGGGCUACAUGAGGCUUGAUGACAGCGGAAUAGGGGCUCCUUCUGCUGAACUUCUAGAAUCCCCUGUAACCAGCAUGGAUCAUCCAUUUCUAAAAGCAUUUGAGGGACCUUCUAGUUCUGCUCAAACCAUCUCACAGAUAGCAGGUUGUUCUACUGCCACAAUGCAAGUUUCUCAUGAAGGGCGUUCAGAAGAAGAUGACAUGGCUUAUUUUGAAAAACGUUACCAGGAACGGCUGAAAAAGGAGAAGGCUGCUAAACAAACAGAAAAAAGUCCAGUGAGAUCAAAGAAGCCAUGAGAUUAAUGAAGAAAUACUGAUUAGGUGCAACAGUGUCAAUUGUUGUAUUGAAGAGUGUUUUUCUCUGCACCUGCUUUUACUUCAUUUCUUUAUUUGGCUUUGUUCUAUUGCUGAAAUUGAUUUUUAAUUAACUUCUAAUAAAAUUGGCACUUUGAUUAAAGA
Messenger RNA from Anas platyrhynchos (mallard), 1190 nucleotides. RefSeq names its product family with sequence similarity 221 member A (gene FAM221A). The record is from RefSeq and is a predicted model, not a curated record. NCBI's taxonomy places the organism in Eukaryota, Metazoa, Chordata, Aves, Anseriformes, Anatidae.